Molecule: messenger RNA, 954 nt
Organism: Penicillium cinerascens
Lineage: Eukaryota; Fungi; Ascomycota; Eurotiomycetes; Eurotiales; Aspergillaceae
Product: alpha/beta hydrolase
Exons: 1
Coding region: 1-954 (317 amino acids)
Molecular function (GO): hydrolase activity
Source: RefSeq, a predicted model, not a curated record
AUGGCUCUCUCUUAUGAUCCAGAAUGGCUUGAGAUAGCUAAACCGGCAUUAGAUCAAGCCCAAGCAAUCAAGCCUGCUAUCCACGAUGUGGGAGCUAGACGAGCCAAAUUCGAAGGGCUAAUGAGCAGAGGACAGCAGUCGAUUCAUCUGCCUGACAACAUCGAAUACAUCGUGCACCAUGUUCCGGUCGCAGGUGGCCACGAGAUUGAUAUCCACCAUGUCCGCAAUACGAACGUAUUGGGCGAUGAUCCCAGUCCUGUGAUCCUUCACAUUCACGGUGGCGGGUAUUUCAGCUUUCAAGCUAUACAUAGCGUGCCAGCUCUGGCACACUAUGUUUCCUCUACCGGAGUCGCAAUGAUUACCAUCAAUUACCGCCUUGCUCCCGAGAAUCCCUUCCCAACUCCGCUUGAGGAUUGCUGGUCAGUUCUGAUGUGGGUCCACCAUCAUGCUCCAGAACUGUGUGUUGACCGCAGUCGUAUUGCCGUGAUGGGGGAAAGUGCCGGAGGUGGAUUGGCUGCAGGCCUUACCCUCCUCGCAAGAGACCGUGGUUUGAUGCCCAAACUGGCAAAACACCUUUUGAUCUAUCCAAUGCUCGAUGAUAGGAUCUGUAGCGACUAUACGGGGGGGCUCUGUUUCUUUGACCUCGAUGAUGCCAUCACAGGGUGGGCUGCCUAUCUCGGGAAGGAUAUGGGAACAGAUCGAGUUUCACCAUACGCCGCGCCAGCGCGAGCAAAAACUGUGGAUAGCCUCCCGCGUCUUUAUCUCGAGUGUCCACAAUUGGACAUUUUACUACCAGAGAAUCUGCGCUAUGUUCAGAUGUUUGUGGAGGCAAAAAUACCUACCGAGUUCCACUUGCUCGAGGGGUUACCGCAUGGCUUCAUCAGCCUUGCGCCGACCGCAACGGCCAGCAAAACCGCGAUUGAAACCCGAAUGAGGGCCAUGAAAACGAUUUAG